Aricia agestis (brown argus) is the source of this 2372-nucleotide messenger RNA. It is a transcript of the gene sip1, whose product is annotated as septin-interacting protein 1. Bases 24 to 2357 code for a protein of 777 amino acids. The transcript has 12 exons. The record is from RefSeq and is a predicted model, not a curated record. Gene Ontology annotation, molecular function: nucleic acid binding. Gene Ontology annotation, biological process: spliceosomal complex disassembly. NCBI's taxonomy places the organism in Eukaryota, Metazoa, Arthropoda, Insecta, Lepidoptera, Lycaenidae. Gene Ontology annotation, cellular component: U2-type post-mRNA release spliceosomal complex.
AAUUAUUAAGUAUAAAGAAUAAAAUGUCUGACGAUGAAGUGAUCCGCUUUGAAAUAACAGAUUAUGAUCUGGAUAAUGAGUUCAAUCCACACAGAAGUAGAAAAGCAAAGAAGGAGCAACAAAUUUAUGGUGUCUGGGCAAAAGAUAGUGAUGAGGAGGAUAACGAAGACAAUGUUAGACAAAGAGUCAGGAAGCCCAAAGAUUAUUCUGCACCUAUUGGAUUCAUUGCUGGCGGAGUACAGCAAGCAGGCAAGAAGAAAGAUGAAACCAAAGAACUACAGCAAUCUGGUGCAUCAACGUCCAAACCACAGUAUGUCAAUAGUUCUGAUGAGGAGGAUGUUCCGGAACCUCACGAGACGGAAACAGCCGGUAUCCGCCGGGCGGGACAAGGGAUGAGAGCACCCAACCUCGGGGGAAAUGUCGGAGCUUGGGAGAAGCAUACUAAGGGUAUUGGAGCUAAGCUAUUGUUGCAGAUGGGUUAUCAACCUGGUAAGGGUUUGGGGAAGGACCUUCAAGGUAUAUCGGCGCCCGUGGAAGCCACACUCAGGAAAGGCAGAGGGGCAAUCGGUGCUUAUGGACCAGAGAAGUCAGCACAAAAGGCCAAGAAAGAGGAGGAGCGACGUCUCAAAGAGAAAGAAGAUCAGGACAAGACUAAAACUGAAAAGAGCUACAACUGGAAGAAGUCGCAUAAGGGUCGCUACUUCUACAGAGACGCGGCGGACGUUAUACAAGAGGGUAAACCGACAAUGCAUACUAUUAGCAGUAACGAACUAUCUCGCGUGCCGGUGAUCGACAUGACGGGUCGCGAGCGGCGCGUACUAAGCGGGUACCACGCGUUACGCGCCGCCGCCCCGCGGUACGAACACGAGCCGCGUCGCCAGUUGAACAACUUUGCUGCGCCCGCGCUGGUACAUAACUUGCAGUUGGUGCUGGAUUGCUGUGAGCAGGAUAUCAUCCAAAAUGAACGCGAACUCAGACAAGCGGAAGACGAGAUCGUAGUACUAGAAAGAGAUUUGGAAGACUGCAACAUACAGCUGAAGGAACAGGAUGAGGUUAUUGAUAAAGUGGAGGCGAUACUGCGCCGAGUGGAGCGGCUCAAGCACGCUGAUGUGUCGCUGGAGACGGCUUACGAGGUGCUGGCUGAUUUGAAGGAAACUUUCCCCCAGGAGUACGACGUGUUCGGUCUAGGCACUAUCGGCGGUAACAUAGUGUCGCCGUUAUUCAGUGCGUUACUGGCCAAGUGGGAUCCGUUACAGCAGCCCGACCAGCCCGUAGCCACGUUCGUCAAGUGGCGCCCUCUACUCACCGAGGAGUCUUACAACACGUUGCUGUGGCAACACUUCGUGCCCAGUAUUACGGCGGCUGCUGAGAUAUGGAACCCCCGCAACCCGGCGCCCAUGGUGCGCGUGUUCGAGUCCUGGUCUGCGGCGUGCCCGCUGUGGCUCGCGCGCUCGUUCGCCGGCCGCUGCGUCGCGCCGCGCCUGCUGGCGGCCGUGCGCGAGUGGGACCCCACCCGGGACACGCAGCCGCUCCACGACUGGGUGCUGCCGUGGCACGAGCUGGCCGGUGAAACUCUCCAAGCACAAACCUACCCCCUCAUUCGGUCGCGUCUGUCAAGUGCGUUAUCAGCGUGGCACCCGGCGGACAGUUCCGCGCGGCCGUUGCUGGCGGCGUGGCGGCACGCUUGGGGCGCCGCCCUCACGCCGUUGCUGCAUCAUCAUGUGCUGCCCAAGCUUGAGCAUUGUCUCCAGGCCGCGCCGAUUGAUCUGCUGGGAGGAGCUACUGAAUGGUGUCCUGCUUGGACUUGGUGUGUGCCGUGGAUAGACCUGAUCGGUGCGCCAACUAUCGCGGCGCUGGCAGGUCGAGCGCUGUUGCCGCGUUGGCUGGCGGCGCUAGCGGCGUGGCUGAAUAACGCGCCGCCUCACGCCACCGUGUUGACGUCGUAUACGCACUUUAAGAAAAUGUUCCCUGAAGAGAUUCUCAAGGAGCCCAUUGUGAGAGAUGCUUUCAGAAAGGCAUUGGACAUGAUGAACAGAAGUACAGAUAUCGAUACAGUGGAACCGCCUCCUCCGCCAAGAUUCACGAUGCCAGAACCCAAAGAAACGUCCAGAAUUAGUGACAUUGUAGCCUCCACGGCUCAAGCCAAGAGUUUCAGUGAACUCCUAGAAUCUAGGUGUAUAGAAAAGGGCAUUACCUUCGUACCAAUAGCCGGGAAGACUAGAGAAGGGAGACCGCUUUACAAGAUUGGGAAUAUGCAGUGCUAUGUGAUAAGAAAUGUGAUUAUGUACUCUGAUGACGGUGGAAGAGUCUUCGGGCCGAUUGGUCUCGACAAGUUAUUGAAUAUGGUGGAUGAAUAAAGUAAGUUUAGCAAU